GAAAUGCUCCACCCACCUUUAGUUUUUUUUUUUUGCCGAAGGCGAGUGAGGCGAUAGUGUGUUUGCGAGCGCGGAAAGCCGAGAGAUUAAAAACACAACGAAAUAGGUGACAGCUGCAGCCGCCAAGACGCCCAGCGACACCUGUAUGAUGUGUGGUGGCCCCCCCCAGCUCAUGGGCCCCCCCUCUGUCUGAGCCUGUGCUGACGGGGUUGGGGGGGGGUCCUUGACGGCCAUGCGUCUGACUGCACGCCGUGGGGCCACAGGACUCCUGUGCCUUCUGGCAGUUUGCAUCCUGCUGCGGAUCCUCCAGGGGGCGCUAGAGUGCCCACGUCGCAGACGGAUAACUGGGGCGCCUUCGGUGUCGGUGCGUGACUGGCAGCACACUGAGUACCGGUACGGGCGCGACGCCCCGCUGGUGUUUGUAGGUGGCGUGCCUCGGUCGGGGACUACACUGAUGCGUGCCAUGCUGGACGCCCACCCACACGUGCGCUGUGGUGAGGAGACCCGCGUUAUUCCACGCCUGCUGGCCCUCCGCCAGGGCUGGGCGCGGCCCGGACAGGAGCGCCAGCGGCUAGAGGAGGCAGGCGUCAACCAGGAGGUGCUGGACUCGGCUGUGGCUGCCUUCCUGCUGGAAGUAAUCGCGAGGCAUGGGGAACCUGCCCCCCUGCUUUGCAACAAAGACCCCUUCACACUGAAAAGUGCAGUCUACCUCUCACACCUUUUCCCCAACUCCAAGUUCCUGCUGAUGCUGCGUGAUGGCCGGGCAGCCGUGCACUCCAUGAUCUCCCGGCGUGUCACGAUUGCGGGCUUCGACCUGUCCAGCUACCGGGACUGCCUGAGCAAAUGGAGCCGCGCGGUGGAGGCCAUGCUGGCGCAGUGCGUGCAGGUGGGCUCGGCCCGCUGCAUGACGGUGCGCUACGAGAGCCUGGUGCUGCAGCCGCGCGCCACGCUGCAGGCGGUGCUGCGCUUCUUGGACGUGCCGUGGCACGAGGGCGUGCUGCACCACGAGGAGGCCAUUGGCCAGCUGGGAGGCGUGUCCCUGUCACGGAUCGAGCGCUCCACAGACCAGGUGAUCAAGCCAGUGAACAUGGAGGCCCUCACACGCUGGGUGGGCCACAUCCCCGCUGACGUCCUGGCAGACAUGGCUGAGAUUGCCCCUAUGCUGAGCCAACUGGGCUACAACCCAAACGCCAAUCCCCCGGCCUACGGCCAGCCGGACCCAGUGGUGGUCAACAACACCGAGAGGGUGUUGAGAGGAGACUUUAAGACACCAGCCAGUUUGAAAGGGCAGCCUGCGGUGUACCUAAAUAACUCCAACACAGAGAGGUGAAAAGGUUCUGGAAUAUCAACACCUCUUACCAGGUCAACCUCACAAUCGGGCCUCAGGCACUGUCCCGGCCCAGCACUCCAUGCACUGACAACCUCCUGUCAUCAGGCAGUCGACUCAAAAUGUCCCACUGCUGAUUUUAUUUUCAUAAUUUUUAUAUAUUUUCAUCACCUUUCAGUUUUGUACUUUUCAUCCUUUUAUACUUUUUUUCUCUACUUAUGCUAUCAUGAUCUUUUCUGUUAAUAACCUUGAUUAAAUGAAUAUUGAAUAGAUUAAUAUUGCUAGGUAUAUUUUGUUAGAUAAUACGACUAAUCUUAUACAAAGUUCAGAGUUUGGUACAUUUCAUUGAACUGUAAUUUUUCCCUUUUUUUCUGGAUUUUUUUUUUAAUCAUUGUGAGGAACCUGUCUUUAAUUCAGCCUGUCAAUUUUGUCCUUUUUUGUUUAGUGAUGUAUCCAGUUAAUGUAGCCAAGGAAACGGCCAAGCUUGGUCCAACAGGCAGUUAGAAUGUGGAAUUUUUUUUUUGUAUACAUGAUCCCUAAAAGUCUUUCAGAACACAUUUGAAAAAUAUAAAUUACAACAAUAGUAAUGGCUGAAAUUUCCAUGAAAUCAAUGUGGUAAACUAAUAUGUUGUAUGUUGAAAUGUAUAAAUAUUAGGAAUUACAAGAAAGGCAACAAAAGACAGCUGUUACAUGGCUUACCUGAGCAGAAACUGUUGCUGCUACUUUCAUUUGUUCAAGAACGGCUUGAUUUCAGGUGCAGUUCAGUAUCACUGUGAAUAUAUGAAUUUGCACAGGAGCCACACCUGAACUGUGGCCUUGGGUUCCCAUAAACAAAAUGAAGUCUUCAGCUGGAAAAGCAGCACAAGAAGUAGGUGGCCCAUUGUGGCCCUUACGUGUCAGGCCCCCCCACUGUACAACGUAUGUCAGAGCUUAAGACUGUGACCUCAAAAUGUUUGUUUGGCAGGAAAGUAAGAAAGGUGCUGGAAUAUUUUUAAAAUUUCACCUUACUGUAGGAGAUACGAGAUACAUUUAGUGUACAUGUCUGUCAGCAGUAAUUUCAACUGUUUAGUUUAUAGGUGCCUGAGCAGAAUUAACUGCAUUUUGUGUUGGAAUUUUGUAUAAAAAUCAUAUACAUAACUUUAUAAUUCAAGUUGCAUUUUUUUAAAAACUCGUUUGUGGGAUUUGCAGGGUACUAAACUGGCUGAAAUGAGGAAUAGUAAUGACUACUGUUCAAACUGUUUCAGCAGCAAAUUCUGCACUAAAUUCUAUGUUGUAAACCUUGUACUUCAUACAUAUUCUCUUCUCAAAUUCAACAAAUGACAGCUGGGAUAUUCCAGUGUACAUAGUGCCUGAAGGAAUUACUGGUAUGGAUGCACAGUGUCUUUUUUUUUUUUACUCUGUGUGUGUGCGUGUGUGUGUGAGUACACACACAAAAGUAUGCAUUUACCUGUGUACAUAUACAUAUCAGUAACUAAUCAAAUCUGUACAUAUUUUUCCUGUUUUCAAGUACAGUUUUAAAGCACAUUCAUUAAAAUUGAAUUUGUA
Paramormyrops kingsleyae is the source of this 2872-nucleotide messenger RNA. RefSeq names its product tyrosylprotein sulfotransferase 2 (gene tpst2). NCBI's taxonomy places the organism in Eukaryota, Metazoa, Chordata, Actinopteri, Osteoglossiformes, Mormyridae. Gene Ontology annotation, cellular component: Golgi apparatus. The record is from RefSeq and is a predicted model, not a curated record. Gene Ontology annotation, biological process: peptidyl-tyrosine sulfation. Gene Ontology annotation, molecular function: protein-tyrosine sulfotransferase activity.